UUCUGAAUAGCGUCAUUGAUGACGUACUGUCGUGAAGAUGGCGGAAGUUCGUUUCCCGAACUGAGCCGGAGUCGCUCCGUAAUUCUUUAAUAAACUAUUUCAGGACGGACCGGUUCGGAUUUUCGUCAAAGUCUUUACGGACCCGCUGACAGAUUCGGGUCUCAGUGUAGUUCAUGCUAUGGCCUGUGGUGGCGCUAAAGUGGGCCCGGCUAAUGGCUUCCCUAUGAAAGCACAGCUUCAGAUCACAGUGAUUUCGGCCAAACUGAAGGAUAAUAAGAAGAACUGGUUCGGUCCCAGUCCGUAUGUUGAGGUGUGUGUGGACGGUCAGUCCAAGAAGACGGAGAAAUGCACGAACACACUCUCACCCCGAUGGAAGCAGCCGCUCACCGUGAUUGUCACUCCGUUCAGCAAACUGAUCUUCCGUGUUUGGAGUCAUCAGACACUGAAAUCUGACAUUCUGCUGGGCGUGGCCACGCUCGAUGUCAGCGAGACGCUCAAAUCUAACGACAUGAAGAUCUGCGAGGUUGUGCAGUCACUGCAGCUCUGCGCAGACAGAGAUCAGACCGAUAUUGUUGGCGAUCUGUCCGUGUGUUUAGACGGCCUGCAGGUGGAUGCAGAGGUGUUCCUGUCAGCAGAGGCCAACAACCAAAGCACUUUAAAUGGGGAAUCGGAUCCUAUGGACGACUCCAGUCAGAGGAGCAGAGACUCAUCCCCAUCAUUGAGAGAUGCUUCAGAACGUCCGUCCGCCCCAAACGGCCAGGUCAACGGGAUGGACUCGCCCUCGCGGUCCGCCAGAGGGUCACGACCCCCGAGACCCUCUCGACCUCCGCCUAUAGCCCCACGUAGGCCCUCGUCUUCACCAGCUCUCUCUACUGGCUCAUAUCCUGACGGCAGCGAUUCGUCCCGUUCGGACACUCCGGUUCGUAACCCACCAGGGGGCGGAGCCUCAGACUCGAGUCCGGCCCCUACUCAUGAGCAGCCUGGUCGAACAGGCCUCAGUGUUGGCCCCGCCCCCAGCACGAUUCCCAGCGUGGGCACCCCUGGACCUUUGCCACCGGGUUGGGAGCAGCGUGUUGAUCAGACCGGUCGUAUGUAUUUUGUCGAUCAUGUUGAAAAGAGGACGACAUGGGAGAGACCAGAGGCUUUACCAGCAGGUUGGGAGAGGCGGGUGGACCCCAUGGGUCGGGUUUACUUUGUGGACCACAUCACCAGAAGCACCACGUGGCAGCGGCCCACCGUGGAGACGGUGCGUAACUAUGAGCAAUGGCAGCACCAGCGCAGUCAGCUGCAGGGAGCCAUGCAACAGUUCAACCAGAGAUUCAUAUUUGGGUUACAGGAGCAGUGCUCAGCCAAUCAGAAUAAAGAGUUUGAUCCUCUGGGUCCUCUGCCACAUGGAUGGGAGAAGAGAACCGACUCUACUGGAAGAGUUUACUACGUUCAUCACCCGACCCGGGCAACGCAGUGGGAGGAUCCGCGCACUCAAGGUCUGCUGAAUGACAAGCCUCUGCCUGAGGGCUGGGAGAUGAGGUUCACCGUCGAUGGCAUUCCCUACUUCGUAGAUCACACCCGGAGAUCCACCACCUACAUCGACCCGCGGACUGGAAAAUCCUCUCUUGAGAACGGUCCUCAGAUCACAUACGUUCGAGACUUCAAAGCCAAAGUUCAGUACUUCAGAUUCUGGUGUCAGCAAUUGGCAAUGCCGCAGCACAUUAAGAUCACGGUCAGCCGUAAGACUCUGUUUGAAGACUCGUUCCAGCAGAUCAUGAGCUUCAACGCGCAAGAUCUACGCCGGAGACUGUGGAUCAUCUUCCCUGGAGAGGAGGGGCUUGAUUAUGGGGGCGUGGCCAGGGAAUGGUUCUUCUUGUUAUCCCACGAGGUGCUGAACCCCAUGUACUGUCUGUUUGAGUACGCGGGGAAGGACAACUACUGCCUCCAGAUAAACCCCGCCUCCUCCAUCAACCCGGACCACCUCAAAUACUUCAAGUUCAUCGGCCGUUUCAUCGCCAUGGCUUUGUUUCACGGUAAGUUCAUCGACACGGGCUUCUCUUUGCCGUUCUACAAGCGGAUCUUGAACAAGCCUUUGGCUCUGAAAGAUCUGGAGUCUAUCGAUCCAGAGUUCUACAACUCGCUCAUCUGGAUCAAGGAUAAUAACAUCGAGGAGUGUGGGCUGGAGAUGUUUUUUUCUGUGGAUAAGGAGAUUCUGGGUGAGGUGACGACUCAUGAUCUAAAGCCGGAUGGAGGGAAUAUCCAAGUGACGGAGGAGAACAAGGAGGAGUACAUCAGACUGGUAGCAGAAUGGAGGUUGUCUCGUGGAGUUGAGGAACAGACUCAAGCUUUCUUCGAGGGUUUCAACGAAGUUCUUCCUCAGCAGUAUCUGCAGUAUUUUGAUGCCAAAGAGCUGGAGGUGAUGUUGUGUGGAAUGCAGGAAAUUGAUUUGAGCGACUGGCAGAAGAACACCAUUUACCGACAUUACACAAACAACAGUAAACAGAUCAUCUGGUUCUGGCAGUUUAUUAAAGAGAUGGACAACGAGAAGCGUAUGAGACUCCUGCAGUUUGUCACUGGUACCUGUCGUCUGCCUGUCGGAGGUUUUGCCGAUCUGAUGGGCAGUAAUGGGCCGCAGAAGUUCUGCAUCGAGAAGGUCGGCAAGGAGAACUGGCUUCCCCGGAGUCACACGUGUUUUAAUCGUCUGGACCUGCCGACGUACAGAAGUUACGAGCAGAUGAAGGAGAAGCUCAUGUUCGCCAUCGAGGAGACGGAAGGUUUUGGACAGGAGUAAAACGCACGCACACAGACAGAGAGGACGGACUCACGAACUCUGGUUAUAAAGCCACGCUUGUGUUUGUGAGACAAACAUCCAUCCCUCAAUGAUGCAGCACACGGGUGCAUUAUGGGAAAGUGGGUUUCGUACACUCGCCUGUCACUUGCUAUUCAUUUCCGCAUUACCCGUGAAAUGAGAAGAAUGGUAUGGAUGAGAUUGAAUACGUGUGCAAGACGACACAUAUGAGUGUGAGAGGUGUGUGAAUGUGUUUCUAUGUUCUCCUUGUGCCUUGAUUUCCACUGGCAUCCAGAAAACUGGCAUUCAGCACAGUGAUAUGGAAGCGUAGCUCUGUUUAAACGGCAGAAGAUGCCACGCUUUGUUUUUCAGAAGUGACCGUUCUUCACAUUAGAGCUUUGAUAAGGAAAAUCAAAUCCUGUUUAUAUCACAAGAUUGAAAAAGAGGAUUUUGGAAUGAUUGCAGGAGCUCGAUUUGACAGUGGACUGUGACGCUGACUAUAAAACCCUCAAGUAAUAAUGUGAGUUUGGAGGGGUCUCAGAGUUCAGUAUUUAUUCAAAUCGAGACCCUAGUUAUAUAGGGCGUCUUCUGAAAAUUGUGAAGAUCUAAACCACUGGCACAGCGCAGUGAAUUAUGGGGAAUACCGUCACUUGAAUGACUGUUCAGGAUCUUUUUGAUUUUCGGAAUAUAACUUCUUAAUAUUUAUGUAAACCCAUAACAAUAUAAGGACUAAUGAAAUCCUGGGAAGAUGGUUGAUAAUGUGACAUCUGUCGUUCUUUCUACUGAUCCGUGUAAACGAAACCUCUUUCCCGCUGUACUGUAAACGAACUGAAAACUGUACAUGCUGUGAAUACUUGCUCUUCUCUGUUAGAUUAAAACUACAUCAAAAAUGAUUUUAGUAUUAAGCAGAAGCGACCGCUUUCAGGGUUGUUUCGAACAUGAUUUACUAGAGUUGAUUUGUAUGUAUAGUCAAAUGUGUGAAAGAUGCUCAUCAGUUGAAUAAAUAAUUAUGUGGA
Triplophysa rosa is the source of this 3792-nucleotide messenger RNA. It is a transcript of the gene itchb, whose product is annotated as itchy E3 ubiquitin protein ligase b. Lineage: Eukaryota; Metazoa; Chordata; Actinopteri; Cypriniformes; Nemacheilidae. The transcript has 24 exons. Gene Ontology annotation, molecular function: ubiquitin protein ligase activity; protein binding. Gene Ontology annotation, biological process: protein K48-linked ubiquitination; protein K29-linked ubiquitination; protein K63-linked ubiquitination. The coding region runs from base 179 to 2779 and encodes 866 amino acids. The record is from RefSeq and is a predicted model, not a curated record.